Messenger RNA from Pocillopora verrucosa, 1856 nucleotides. Its product is annotated as BTB/POZ domain-containing protein KCTD8-like. NCBI's taxonomy places the organism in Eukaryota, Metazoa, Cnidaria, Anthozoa, Scleractinia, Pocilloporidae. Gene Ontology annotation, biological process: protein homooligomerization. Gene Ontology annotation, molecular function: protein binding. The record is from RefSeq and is a predicted model, not a curated record.
UUUCGCUAAGAGUGGUAUUUUACCAGUGAACGAAUUUUCAUUAUCAUUUGCUUCUUCUCUUGCCUUGAAAGAAAAAAAAAAUGCAAUCGCCCAAGGAAUCACCAACGGAUCAGAAUUUACCAGCUGUAGUUGAACUCAAUGUAGGUGGUCAGCUUUAUACAACGUCUCUUCCGACGCUGUUGAAAGAUCCUGACUCGCUGUUAAGCGCAAUGUUUAGCGGUAAGCAUAAAAUCCCUCGAGAUUCACGCGGUCGGUUCUUCAUCGACCGCGACGGAAUGCUUUUUCGCUACAUUCUGGAUUAUCUCCGCAACUCCAAGCUUGCCUUACCAGAAAACUUUAACGAGAGGGACCGCCUGCUCGCGGAAGCGGAAUAUUUUCGACUGAAGGGCAUAAUAAAGGCUUUGCAGCGAGAGAAAACGGGCAGUGAUAGUAAGAAUAUUCGACCAUCUGGUUUUCUAUCUAUUGGUGUACGCGGGACAUACGCCUUUGGACGAGACGGUCUAGCUGAUGUUAAAUUUCGAAAGCUCCAGCGUAUCCUGGUUUGUGGUAAUGUUGCCUUAGCACGGGAGGUAUUUGGCGAAUCGCUGAACGAAACGCGAGACCCUGAUCGAGACGAGGCACGUUAUACCAACCGCUUCUACCUAAAGCACAACUAUCUGGAAAAAGCUUUCGAUCAACUGCACGAUAGAGGGUUCAAGCUUAUCACAAGUUCGGCCGGCGGAGCUGGUUAUGAUCCUGAAAGCGAAGAGACAAAAUGGAACCACUUCAACGAUUAUGUGUUCUUCAGACUGUAAUUAUUCAUUGCUAGUAUUUGUACUUUUCACGAUCCCGGUCGAUCAUCAAACGAUACCUUCCAGUGAUCGGAGUUUUAAACCAUCGAAUGAUACUGAAGUAAAGAAUAAUCUGUAAUUUUUUUUUUUAAACCAGGAUAUUUCAUACAGACAAUAUAUCCCGAAUGUUUACCGAAGUAGAAGUCAUACUUUCUAUUUUUAUGAAAAGUGAUAAAGGCGUUAUUUUUUUUUGUUCAGAGGUUCGUUGAAGAGGUUGCACCGCGCCUAUGAGAGGUGUCUUCGCCCUUACGUGCAAAAAGAAGAAUGGGUUACCUGUUGUUUCUUGUUCAUUUUGUAUUGCCGCAAUUUUCAAGUGUUAUAAUACCGGAAUGCACUAAGAAUACCUUACUAGAAAGAGAAAUUGAAUUUUUUUUCUUGGUAUUUGUUUGAGAAAAAAAUUUCUUCAUUUGUAUUUCGGUUGAGAUCAUCAGUUAUUUCUUUCAGGUUGAGAGUUUUCUUGAGUUUAAUUCAUAAUAGAAUAAAGCGAAUUAUUUAAAACGGGAACAUUUAGUUCGAUCAAGCAAAAUCCCAGUCACGUUGCGUAAAUUAGACAUCUACGUUUACCUUUUUCUCAAAGGCGAGCGAAGUCAAACGGGGAAAGUAAACAGAUUCACAAUAGGCAUGAAGAUUUUGUCCAAAUGUUACAAAGAGUAGUAUUGUUUUGGUUCGUGAUCGAUUUAGCAAAGUUUACGCUCGGAAUAUUCUUAACGUCUAUUUUGCCGCUUUUUAACACAAAACACGCAAACGCCUUAAGAUGUAACUUGUCAUAUUUUGCGACUGGUAAAUUCAAAACUGGAAAUAGUUUUUCUCCUGUAACCCACUUUAACAUGCAUCGAAAUUGAAUUUAAAAAAACCUUAAUUAGAAUUUGAACUUCUAGAUGUGUCAAUGGAAAAGCCAUUUUCAAACCACACGUAAAGAACCACGAUUAAGCACGGAGAAUGACUUCUUCAGUUGGAUCCAUGAUAUAUGUUGAUGUAUAUUCGACAAGUAUUUGUAAAUUGUGAAAUGAGAAAUUAAAAACAGAG